UCUCCUUUUUCUAACCCCCUCCCACCGGCACCCACCUGGGAACAGCUGCCUUUAGGAUUGCUUGGGCUGAUGCUCCCGGAAAGCUUCGCUUCUGCAGCUUUUAAGUGGAGAGCCAAACAACACUGUUAGCCAAAGUCUCUUCAUGGAUGAACUGUUUCUCAAGAGAACCUGAUGGUAAGAAGAGGGUUCCAAGAUGGCAAGGUAGCUACAGACAAAAAAGGCAAGGUAGCUACAGACAAAAAAGGCAGAAAAUUUGGCCACCAUUUGCAGAAGGAGCAGCCUGAGUGGAAAUUAUCACCUGCAAAGAUGAAGAAGAGUAUGUUUUUAUACCUCGCUUUUCUCUACCUGAAGAAGCCUCAAAGCAGUUUACAGUUGCCUUUCCUUCCUCUUUCCACAACAGGCACUUCGUGAGGCAGGUGGAGCAGAGAGAAUUCUGAGAGAACCGUGACUGGGCCAAAGUCACCCAGCAGGCGUCAUGUGGAGGAGGAGUGGGGAAUCAAACCUGGAUUGCCAGAUUAGAGUCCACCGCUCUUAAUCACCACACCACACUGGCUCUUACCACGCUGUCCUGGAAAGACACAUCUGAAUUCCUCUCACGCGCCUCCAUUUCCAGUUUGAGGUAUGAAAAUGGAAAAAGCAGAGUUGGCAGGUCCCGAGCUGGAGAUGGGGACCAUCAGGUCCUGUUUCAGAGGAACGGGACCGCAACAGGUAAAAAAUGAGCCAGAAGAUGGACUGUCUUCACAGCAGUGGGAAGCCCAAUGGCAGGAGUUCCUCAAGACGGUUCAGUCCCCUCCAUCCGGAUGGCAGAAGCCACAUCUUUCAGAGCCUCUGCCAAAGGAUGAUGGAAAGGCUUCUCCAGAAACUGCUGAAGGUGCCAUCAGCUCAGAGGGACAGUGCCAAAACUUCAGGCAGUUCUGCUAUCCGGAAGCUGCAGGUCCACGGGAGGUUUACAGCUGCCUCCGGGAGCUUUGCCAUCGGUGGCUGAAGCCAGAGAGACAUGCCAAGGAGCAGAUCCUGGACUUGGUGAUCCUGGAGCAGUUCCUGGCCAUCCUGCCCCCCGAGAUGCAGAGCUGGGUGAAGGAACGGGGAUCCGAGAGCUGCUCCCAGGCAGUGGCCCUGGCCGAGGAUUUCCUCUUGAGACUGCAGGAAGGAGAGACCCUGGAAAAGGAGCCAGCAAGGCUGUUCCAAGAGGUGGUUAUCAGUCUUCCAGGAGAAGAGGGGCCUUUGCUGGAAAUCUCAGAGAGAGAUCCAUCUAGAGAGGUCAAACAAGAGAGUGAAGGCGAUGCCAGCUUGUUAGUCAAUGAGUACCAGGGUGAGAACAAAAGACAGCCAUUUGUAGCUUUAUUGGAAGGUCCCAAGCAACAUGGGGUGGAAAGAAAUGAUGGCAGGAAUCAAGAUGGGCAAAAAUGGAAGGAAGGAACCAAGGAAUGGAACAAUGAAUCCAUUACUUAUCAAGAUGGUGGUUUUUGUGAAAUUACAGUGCUGCCAAGGAUGUACAACAGGAAACAAAGGAAUAAAUGUACCGUGUGUGGGAAAGUUUUCAGAGAUGAAACUUACCUUCAUAAGCAUCAAAGAACCCACACUGGGGAGAAGCCAUACGAGUGCUCAGACUGCGGGAAGAACUUCCGUUGGAGCUCAGAUCUUCACCGCCAUCACAGAACCCACACAGGAGAAAAACCAUAUAAAUGCUCAGACUGUGGGAAGAGUUUCCGUCGGAGUUCAAACCUUCAUAGGCAUCAAAGAACCCACACAGAAGAGAAAUCCUAUGAAUGUGCUGACUGUGGGAAAAGUUUUCGCUGCAGCUCCAGCCUCCUUAGUCAUAAGCGAACGCACACUGGAGAGAAACCAUAUGAAUGCUCAGACUGUGGUAAAAGCUUCCGUCUGAGUUCAAACCUUGUUAGCCACAAGAGAACCCACACUGGAGAGAAGCCCUAUGAAUGCCCAGACUGUGAGAAAUGCUUUCGCCGAAGCUCACAUCUGAACACUCACAAGAGAAUCCACACUGGACAGAAACCGUACAAAUGCUCAGAUUGUUCCAAAACCUUUUCUGAUAGGUCCAACCUUCUUAGCCACCUGAGAAUCCACACAGGACAGAAACCGUAUAGCUGUUCGGACUGUACCAAAACGUUCUCCAAUAAAUCCAACCUCCUUAGCCAUCAGAGAAUCCACUCGGGGGAGAAGCCCUACGAAUGCUUAGACUGUGGGAAAAGCUUCAGCGUGUGCCAAUAUCUCACCCGGCAUCAGAGGAGACACACGACAGAGAAACUGUAUGAAUGCUUAGACUGCGGGAAACGAUUCAGUCAGAGCCAAUACUUAAUUCGGCAUCGAAAACACUCACACAGAAGGCAAAGCAUGUGAACACUCACACUGUGUGGAAGAUUCCAUUGACACAUUUGCAUGACUAACUGUAAAAGCAGUCUUACUAAAUGACAAUCAUAUCAGUGUUCAGCCUUGUGAAGAGAGACAAAACUUAAGAAUACAGAAUCCUAAUAUUCCAUUUGUCUCUGCUGUAGAAGAUACAGUGGGCAUCAUGCAGACAGGGCCUUUCUGACAAUGGCCCCAUGAAUGCAGAACUGCUUCCUUUGGGAGGUGCAGCUUGCUCCCUCCUUACUGGCAUUUGGGUGGCAGGGUAGAGCUUUUCUGGAGUGUUUGAAAGGUGAUGCUCGUAUCUCUCCCAUUGCUAGAAAAUGUGGAAUUUCUGCUUGGUAUGGUCCCGAAACAUUUCAGCGUGAUCUUACCAUUUUCUCUGCCACCUGGCAGAGUUCAAUCAGAUGCUUUUAAAAUAUAUAUAUAAAUAGAA
This is a messenger RNA of Heteronotia binoei (common prickly gecko), 2800 nucleotides long. RefSeq names its product zinc finger protein 436-like. The coding region runs from base 622 to 2358 and encodes 578 amino acids. Gene Ontology annotation, molecular function: RNA polymerase II cis-regulatory region sequence-specific DNA binding; DNA-binding transcription factor activity, RNA polymerase II-specific. The transcript has 4 exons. The record is from RefSeq and is a predicted model, not a curated record. NCBI's taxonomy places the organism in Eukaryota, Metazoa, Chordata, Lepidosauria, Squamata, Gekkonidae. Gene Ontology annotation, biological process: regulation of transcription by RNA polymerase II.